AUGCACUUCCUCGCCUCCGUCGUCGCGCUCUUCAGCGCCCUCAUGCUCGUGUCGGCCAUUGACGAGCGCGUGCUUGUCAAGUUCAACGACUCCAAAGGCGGCGUCGACUACUGCAAGCAGUGGAAGUGCGCCUGCGUCAACUACCAGCCCAAGGACACGUCGUACGAGUUCGCCGUCAGCGGCGCCUACUGCAACCCGGGCGACUUCCAGGGCCGCAACCCCGACAGCGAGGCAAAGGUGUACUGCGUCUUCACCAACGGCAAGGACACCAAGACGGUCAACAAGCACAUCGCUGCGGCCACCGGCGGCACCCUCUCGAGCUGA
This is a messenger RNA of Tilletiopsis washingtonensis, 324 nucleotides long. RefSeq lists its product as hypothetical. Lineage: Eukaryota; Fungi; Basidiomycota; Exobasidiomycetes; Entylomatales. The transcript is spliced from 3 exons. The record is from RefSeq and is a predicted model, not a curated record. Bases 1 to 324 code for a protein of 107 amino acids.